Scatophagus argus is the source of this 1252-nucleotide messenger RNA. RefSeq names its product NSE2 (MMS21) homolog, SMC5-SMC6 complex SUMO ligase (gene nsmce2). Gene Ontology annotation, cellular component: nucleus; Smc5-Smc6 complex. NCBI's taxonomy places the organism in Eukaryota, Metazoa, Chordata, Actinopteri, Scatophagidae. Gene Ontology annotation, biological process: double-strand break repair via homologous recombination; protein sumoylation. Gene Ontology annotation, molecular function: zinc ion binding; SUMO ligase activity. The transcript is spliced from 6 exons. The record is from RefSeq and is a predicted model, not a curated record. Bases 285 to 977 code for a protein of 230 amino acids.
AGCCAUUCCUGUAGUUACUUUUAAGCGGGUGGUCUGUGUUUGUCGUUUCCGUGUUCAUGUAGUUCAUUUUGGCUGCUCCUCUUCAUAAACGCGUGUAGAAAAAACUGACACACAAUAAUAGGCUACGCACUCAUUGUACCUCGUCGGUUAGCGAGCUAAGCUAGCCGGAGCAGAAGUGGGUAACGUUAGCAAGUUAGGCUAACGUAUAGAUAUUUACCGGUAGCUUAACAGAAGGUGAUGUACAUGGUGUCUGUGAUCUUAGAGGACAAAAGAUACUCAACGUAAUGUCUCUUAGCGCAGUCCACGGAACACUGUCGAGCCUGAAAUCAUGUCAGGCAGACAUCGGUACGGGAAUGGAUAUAGUGACAGAUGUGGCUAUGGACCUAGCCGAAGGUCACGAUACAGAAGAGAACCCUGCCGUCAAAGAGCUGGAGGACAUGAUUCUGGAGUGUGCCAAGCUCGACAGGGAGAUUAACUACUUUAUUGAUGCUGUGCAACAAGUCACAGCAGAGGUUACUACACAGCAGCCAGAGGCCAUGUUCAGCCUGUCUGCCAAAGUGAAGGAGCAGUUCACAGAGAGAAUAGCCAGACUCUCUGAUGCCGAUCUGCAGAAUCACCAAAAAGUAGUGGCCUUCAAGGACAGCAUCAAGAACUCUCUCAACCAAGGCAGCCAAGAGUCAGCAGACAAGAUGGAGGAGCUAGAUGAGGACAUAGCUGUUACACAGAGCCAAGUCAACUUCACCUGCCCACUCACACAGGUGGAGAUGGUGAACCCGGUGAAGAAUAAGAAGUGUAACCACAACUAUGACGAAGGAGCCAUACUGGGGCUGAUCAAAACAAAACACAGCCAGAAAAAGAAAUGCCGCUGUCCUGUGGUGGGCUGUGGGAACACAGAUGUGAAAGAGACGGAUCUGAUUCCUGAUCAGAUGCUGAGGAGAAAGAUCCAGAGCCAUAAGAGACAGGGCAAUCGGACAUAGUACUCCACAUUUUUAUUGGCUGAAUCAUUCAUGCCUCAGAAAUGAUUUGUAUAUUAAGACAGGAGUGUGUUGUAAGCAGCUAUGGUUGUUUCAUAGUUGAUAACCAACGUUUAUUGUUUUUUAAUGUAGUUUUUUCCCCCCCGAUAUUUGUACUUAAGGAAAACUCCAAUUAAAUUAGAAUUGAAGAAGCGAUGACUUGUUUGUGAUUCAGUUGGAACAUUUUUUUAUCUCCUCCCUCUUGUCAAAUGUAAAUAAUUAAAGUUGCCAGACUUGUA